AUGCCUUCCGCCGAAACCUUCCCCACAAGCAAUGGCCAGAGCGACUACUCGUUCGCUCCCGGCAUUCACGUCCCUUCUCUGACAUGGUUCAAAGAUGACGAGACUCAAGAGAUCGAUUGGGACGUUCAGGAGAAGCACUUCGAGUUUCUCAUCUCCAAUGGCCUUCACGGUAUUGUGAUUGCUGGCACGAACGGAGAAGCAGCAACGCUUUCAUCAGCAGAGAAGAUGCAGUUGGUUCAAACGGCACGCAAAAUUGCUCAAAGACUCGGACGCGGUGAUCUACCUAUUACAAUUGGUGGUGUGGCAGGCUGCACACGCGAUACCAUCCGCCAAACAAAAGAGGCCAAAGAAGCUGGCGCAUCAGCCUUCCUCGCACUCGUACCGUCAUACUUCCACUUCGCCAUGAACCAAGAAGCGAUCGUCAGCUUCUUCAAAGAGCUUGCAGACGCUAGCCCAAUCCCUAUCGUCAUCUACAACUUCCCGGGUGUAGUUGCAGGUCUUGAAGUGAACUCUGAGAUGCUCGACAUCUUGGGCAAGCACACAAAUAUUGUAGCUGUGAAGCUUACUUGCGGUGGCAUUGCGAAAGUAGCCAGGAUAUCGGCUAGCUUCAAGAAGAGCGAAUUCGUUGCGCUUGCUGGGCAAAGUGACUGGUUAAUUCCAGCGUUGAGUGUCGGAGCUGUUGGAACGAUUACUGGCGUCGCGAACUUGUAUCCCAAGACAUGCAUUCACAUGUACAACCUCUACCAGCAAGGCAAGCACGACGAAGCAUCCGCACUUCAGAUCAAGCUCUCGGUCACAGAGUGGGGCUUUGGUAAGGGCGGUAUCAAUGGCACCAAAUGGGUUGUUGCAAAGAAGAGGGGAUACCCUGAGGCGAGCGCAGACUGCAGGCGGCCAUACCCCAGAUACACAGAUGAGGAGAAGAGGAAAUGGGUUCUCAACCAGGUUUCUGGACUGGACGAGAUCGAGGCUUCGCUUUAA
Molecule: messenger RNA, 978 nt
Organism: Parastagonospora nodorum SN15
Lineage: Eukaryota; Fungi; Ascomycota; Dothideomycetes; Pleosporales; Phaeosphaeriaceae
Exons: 2
Coding region: 1-978 (325 amino acids)
Molecular function (GO): 4-hydroxy-tetrahydrodipicolinate synthase activity
Source: RefSeq, a predicted model, not a curated record